Trypanosoma conorhini is the source of this 729-nucleotide messenger RNA. RefSeq lists its product as uncharacterized. Lineage: Eukaryota; Euglenozoa; Kinetoplastea; Trypanosomatida; Trypanosomatidae. Bases 1 to 729 code for a protein of 242 amino acids. The record is from RefSeq and is a predicted model, not a curated record. The transcript has a single exon.
AUGCCGGCGUCGGACUACCCCACUUGGGCCAUCGCCGCCGUGGCGUUGUUUGGCCGUCACACCGCCCCGCUGUUCAUACGCACCUUCAGCUCUCCGCGGGAGGUGCUGGCACACCCGGACGCCGCCACGUGCGCCAACCUGUACGUUGGCGAGGAGGAUGUGGUGCGGCUGCACUUUCUCCUGUUUUCCUCGUUGGAUCGCUGCGACGAGGUCUUGCGUGAGCGGCGCACGAGGGAGCAGCAGCAGCAGCAGCUGCUGCAAGGCAGCUCAGGCGCGCUUGGGGAGGGCCCCGGUAGCCAGCGAAGGGCGCUUGGCGUAUCCGCUGGCGCGGAUGUGCGGUUUCUCGGCAGACUCAUGCGCAACCACCGGUUUACUUCGUACGGUUUCCAGUCGGCCUCCGGCGUACGAACAAUCUUGGCGAUUGUGGGCGACGUCCCACUCGACGCGGUGUUGCCGCUCUGCCGCACCACCUACGAGGCGGCGUCUGCGGCUCUCUGCAAUCCGUUUCGGACCCCACGCAUGCACGCACGGCUGCUGCAGUCGUGGUCCAAGUCGGAGCUGCGGGAACCAACUCUUUUGCCGGCGGAGUACGCGGAGAACCUGCGGGCCGCGCCGACGCCGGAGCGCGUGGCGGAUGAACCCUCGCUGGCGUACUCGCGCGGGUUCAGGCAGCAGAUACGGACGAUUAUUGAACCCUUCACGGUAACCGCGCGCAGCACUUUGGUGUGA